Molecule: messenger RNA, 405 nt
Organism: Guillardia theta CCMP2712
Lineage: Eukaryota; Cryptophyceae; Pyrenomonadales; Geminigeraceae
Exons: 1
Biological process (GO): response to oxygen levels; cyclic nucleotide biosynthetic process
Cellular component (GO): guanylate cyclase complex, soluble
Molecular function (GO): guanylate cyclase activity
Source: RefSeq, a predicted model, not a curated record
GACAUCGUGGGGUAUACCAAGAGAUGUACUGGCAUGUCACCCAAGGAGAUUGCAGAUUGGAUGUCGCAAGUGCAUGCUGACGUCGAGCAGCUCCUGAGCAAGCACUUCAUUCGCAAGAUAGAGACUCGGGGUGAUUGCUACGUUUGCGUCUCAGGUACCAACACUGUGGAUGGAGAUCGAGACCAGAACCAGAUGAGCAGGAUGGUCGCUUUUGCUCUUGACGUUGCCGUCGCUUUGCACACAAAUCACGAUACACAAAUCCGCGUGGGGAUAGAUAUCGGGCCGUUGACCAUAACCUAUAUUGAUAGUAACCAUUAUGCUCCUACUGUCUGUGCAUUUGGGGACCCGAUGGUCGUUGCAGGGAAGCUAGAGCAGUGUGGGUCCCCAAGCAUGAUCAGGCUGUCG